This is a messenger RNA of Rotaria sp. Silwood2, 249 nucleotides long. Lineage: Eukaryota; Metazoa; Rotifera; Eurotatoria; Philodinida; Philodinidae. The record is from the annotation of a GenBank genome assembly.
AUGCAUGUCCACACCCACACCCACACUCUAACAAUUCUUAAUGAAUUAGAUAGUAUUAUUGACAACGAAACUAUUGCAGAAAAAGAACUUAAACAAGCAAAAAAUUAUGGUUUAGAAACAAUCAUUGAUUUUGUUAGUGCAAAAAAUGAAUUUUAUUCGAAAAUUGCAUUAUUAGCACUACUUUAUGUUGAUCAUUUAAUUAUUAAUGAAAUUAAAUUAGAAUUUAUUCUCGAUCAAACAUUACAAUAA